AUGUUUGGCUCAACUUUAAUUUUCAUCAACAUUCUAAUUAGUAUCUAUCUAUAUAACCAUAUACAUCUAGAGUUCAACAAAGUGCACAACCUCAUUCAAAGUUCGAUAGUCAAGAGACAUAGAAUUUUAACUCAAAACAAUGAUCCAGUUGUUGAUGUGGACCCAGCCAUCGCUCAGGCACUCAACAAUAUUAAUAUUACAUUGGCAACUAUAAAUAAUAAUCUAACUACUAUGAACAAUAAUAUGGCAGCUAUGAAUGAUGAUAUCUCUAGAUUGGCGAUUGUCACAUUUAGUACGAACUUCAAUAAUAAUAAUAGUAGUUUUGAACAUCACCAAUUAUCAAUUCACAAAAUUGUACAAUUAAUAAUGUUUGUAAUCAUUAGAUUAUUUAGAACAUUGUGGAGAUGGAGUCAACUUUAUCUUACACUUUUAAUUCUAUUGUGUGAAAAGGUUGCUCGUGGAGUCAUAUCGAUUGUGUUUAGUGUCAUUCCAUUCUCAUCGUACAUUGAGUGCGUUGCGUCGGUCAAUAGAUACUCGUCCAAGCAUAUCUACACCGAGGCCGAAAAAGAUUUGGACAGAGAUGCCAUCGAGUUGAUUACCAGUCGUGGUUAUCCAUGUGAAGAACACUAUGUCACCACUCCAGAUGGAUUCAUCCUAGGAUUGCAUAGAAUCACCGGUCCUCGUAUCAACUCGCCACCACAAUCACCCCCAGCUUCACCACGUGACAACGGUCCCAACGGCGCAGACCUCCGUGUUGGCAAACCGGCCGUACUCAUCAUGCACGGAUUCAUGCAAACCUCUGAAGCUUGGUUAUGUCGUGCUAACCCCGAAGACAGCCUUCCAUUCAUUCUCGCAGACGCCGGAUUCGAUGUUUGGCUCGGAAACAAUCGUGGCAACAAGUACUCCUUUAAACAUACCACUUACACCCCUUCACAAGAACGUUUCUGGAAUUGGUCACUCGAUGAAUUAGUUCGUUAUGAUCUACCAAGUAUUGUUGAUGUAUAUAGAACUAGAUUACCAACCAUUUCAUAUAUUGGAUUUUCACAAGGAACAGCUCAAGGAUGGGCUGCACUUAGCACCAACACAGCAUUGGCUGCCAAGAUCAAUUUGUUUGUUGCGUUGGCUCCAGUCAGCACUGUCAAGGGGUUCAGCAACCCCAUGAUCGACUCGUUGGCACGUAGUCGUCCAGACUUUAUCUUUUUACUGUUUGGCAAGAAGGCUAUGCUACCAUCGACCGUUUGGUGGAGACAAGUACUGCCAAAAGAGUUUUUCGUGCAAUUGAUUGACAGCUCGGUCCGAUUCCUAUUUGGCUGGAAGACACACAACCUCGACGAAGAGGAGAAGAAGAUGUUGUACAGUCACAUCUUUUCCUAUACUUCUGUCAAGUCUGUUGUACACUGGUUCCAAAUCAUCCAAACCAAUCGUUUCCAAAUGUUUGAUGACGAGCUCCUCGGCAUCACUCCCAACGAAAACUCAAACAAAAAGCAUCGUUAUCAUGGUCGUGUCAUUCCAGGUUAUCAUCCAGCUCAGAUUCUCACCAAGUGUGCUCUAUUCUAUGGUGGUCAAGACACUCUACCCAACACUAAAGCCCUUCUCGCUCACCUUCCCAAAGACAAGGUCGUCCUCAUCCACGAAGAAGAAUCAUACGAACAUCUAGACUUUAUGUGGGGCAAGACCGCUGGCAAAGCUGUAUUCUCAAAGAUUGUCACUUUGUUACGUGCAAGUAACAAAACUAUUGUUGAAUCUGAUGAUGAUUAA
Cavenderia fasciculata is the source of this 1758-nucleotide messenger RNA. Its product is annotated as carboxylic ester hydrolase. Lineage: Eukaryota; Evosea; Eumycetozoa; Acytosteliales; Cavenderiaceae. The transcript has 6 exons. Gene Ontology annotation, biological process: lipid metabolic process. Bases 1 to 1758 code for a protein of 585 amino acids. The record is from RefSeq and is a predicted model, not a curated record.